Messenger RNA from Rosa chinensis, 1378 nucleotides. RefSeq names its product probable carboxylesterase 9. Gene Ontology annotation, molecular function: hydrolase activity. The record is from RefSeq and is a predicted model, not a curated record. NCBI's taxonomy places the organism in Eukaryota, Viridiplantae, Streptophyta, Magnoliopsida, Rosales, Rosaceae. The coding region runs from base 153 to 1121 and encodes 322 amino acids. The transcript has a single exon.
GGUGCCAAAUCCUUCGUAUAUAUAAUACCACAAACAAAAAAUUACUCACUUCUGCCAAAUCGAAUACUAGUCUCCGAUCAAAACGUAGAUGAAACAACCGUAACCUCACCACUCUGCAUGACACUACAACAAAAGCUAAUUCCCCAACAAACAUGUCAAAAUUUGAUCCUUACACCCACCUCAACAUUGUCCACAACCCGGUCGACGACACCUUGACCCGCCUCAUCAGCCUCCCCACCACCGACGCCAACCCGAACCCGUCUCCCGGCGACCCGGUCGCCUCCAAAGACCUAACCCUCAACUCGGAAACCAAGACGUGGGUGCGAAUCUUCCGACCCUCUAAACUCCCCUCCAACGACAACACCGUUGCCCGCCUCCCCAUCAUCAUCUACUUCCACCACGGCGGCUGGCUCCUCCUCAGCGCCGCCGACUCCUCCGUCCACUCCAACUGCUCCUUCAUCACCAGCCAAGUUCCCGCCAUUCUCGUCUCCGUAAAUUACCGUCUCGCCCCCGAGGCCCGGCUCCCGGCCCAAUACGACGAUGCCAUGGAAGCCAUCCACUGGGUCAAGAAGCAGGGCCUCGACCCCGGGGGCGAGCAGUGGAUCCGAGACUACGGUGACCUUUCUAGGUGCUACUUGUACGGCUGCGGCUGCGGGGGCAAUAUCGUCUUUUUCUCGGCUCUCAAAGCCUAUGAAAUGAAGCUGGAUUUGGAGCCCAUGCAGAUAUCUGGGAUCAUUAUGAACCAACCCAUGUUCGGCGGGAUCCAGAGGACCAAGUCGGAGCUGAAAUUCGCUACGGACCAGCUCUUGCCUUUGCCUGUGCUCGACCUCAUGUGGGACCUAGCACUGCCGAAAUCAACGGACCGGAACCAUAGGUAUUGUAGUCCGGCGCUCGACGCUGGCCGGUAUAAAGAGAUGAUCCAACGGCUGGGGCGGUGUUUAGUGAUCGGAUUCGGAGGAGAUCCGAUGGUGGACAGGCAACAGGAGUUUGUGACGAUGUUGGUAUCUCAGGGGAUACGUGUAGACGCGCGGUUUGAUAAUCUAGGGUUCCAUAAUAUUGAUUUUGUAGACCAGAGAAGGGCUGCUGAGGUUUUGGACAUUGUUAAGGAGUUUAUCAUUUGAUUUUGAUUUCAUUGUGAAUAAAAGUGUAAAUUUCGAAACACAUUUCUUGACUUCGAAAAAACAUGAUAUAAUGAGUAGAUUUUAGAUGUUAGUGAGGUUGUGAAACACGUUUGAGUUAAGAUGGAUUGGGGUAGUAGCUAGGGAUGGAAGUGUAUAUUAUUAUUACCUGGGAUACUGAUCGAAGUUUCUGCUAUUAAAGCUGGCUCAAGAGAGUAUGUGAUUUCCUGUGUAGAGUCCGAUUAUUUGGAAGUGACUAA